AUGAGUACCAGCAUUGACGAGCGUUGGUCGGAAUAUGAUGAAGAGGACGAUGAUGAAUUAGAUACAUCCGAUGAAGAUUACAGAGGCGACGAUAGAAACGACGAUCCGCCCGACGAAACUAAUGAGGAAGACACUUUGCACCCAGAUGUUUCAAAGAAUCUACUUGACUGGCAUGAGGGUCGUCGAGUGGUUGAACUUGGUGUGCUAGCAGCCCAGCUACAGAAAGGAUGCAAGAAAUGUGGGACUGUAUUACAUCUGUGUGAUUGUUUUCAAGAGAGGCAUUAUGGCCUUGGAAGUAUUUUGUACAUAAAGUGUACUAUAUGCAGUUUUAUUUCAAACAUCCCCACUGGAAAGCGGCAUGAAAAAAACAUUUGGGAUGUGAACACUAAGCUUGGUGCAGGUAUUACCAGCAGUGGAAUAGGUUUCUCUAAUUUACAAAUGUUAUUUGCUUCAUUGAAUAUCCCUGGUGUAGCGGCUGGAACAGUCAAGAAAAGAGACAGAGAAGCAGGAAAGGCUAUUGAAUCUGUUGCCAAAAAAAGUUGCAAUGAGGCUCUUGAUGAAGAAAUAAAACUGAAUGAUGGGAAAGUUGAAAUAAGAGUUGCGGCUGAUGCUGGAUGGCAAACAAGAUCUAGUGGAAGGAAAUAUAACAGCUAUUCAGGUCACAGUUCACUAAUAGGUGAUAAAUCUGGGAAAAUAGUGCGGUAUGAUUAUAGAUGCAGAAAAUGCAGACUUUGUGAAAAUGCAAAAAGAAAAGGCAUUCAGCCCAUUGACCAUGACUGCAGGUAAAAAGUU
Messenger RNA from Saccostrea cuccullata (small rock oyster), 792 nucleotides. RefSeq lists its product as uncharacterized. The transcript has 6 exons. The record is from RefSeq and is a predicted model, not a curated record. Lineage: Eukaryota; Metazoa; Mollusca; Bivalvia; Ostreida; Ostreidae. The coding region runs from base 1 to 786 and encodes 261 amino acids.